AUGGAGAGGGACGGUGCUGCCUCCGUGCCGACAGCAGACCCCACGCAGCACUUCCACGCCGCCCUGCUGGAGCAGAGGCGGAGGCUGCGCGGCCAAAUCGCGCACCUGCACCGGGCAGCUCGGAAACUCAGCCGGCUCCGCCGCAGCUCCCUGAUCGCCAACGUCAGCGGGAGCACCCUGACGGCCGCCGGGGCCCUCACAGCCAUCCUGGGGCUGUCCCUGAGCCCCGCCACGCUCGGAGCCUCUCUGCUGGCCUCGGCCGUGGGCCUGGGCCUGGCCACGGCCGGCGGGGCCGUCAGCAUCACUUCCGACCUCUCCUUGGUGCUCUGCAAUUCCCGGGAGGUGAGGAAGGUGCAGGAAAUUGCGGUGACUUGUCGGAAACAGAUGAGGGAAAUACUGGGCUGCCUGGAGUUCCUCCGCCGGGGGCAGGGCCCGGGCGACCCUGCGCUGCGGCAGUCAGAGAAGAGGGCGUCCAUGUCGCUCUACAACUCCGUCUGCUUCAUGGUCCUCUGCGGCUCCCACAGCUUCCUCGUGCCAGAAUACACAAAGGAGGCCACUAAAGUAAGCCAGGCUGUGCUGAAGGCCAAAAUCCAGAAACUGGCUGACAACCUCGAGACCUGCACCAGGGCAAUGGAUGAAGUCUGUGAUCUUCUGGAGUCCAGAACAGAGCUUUCCCCGCGCACAAGGAGAUUCAGCUUGGGUGCUAAAACCACUGUCGAGAUCCUGAGACCCUCCAGCUGA
Agelaius phoeniceus (red-winged blackbird) is the source of this 741-nucleotide messenger RNA. NCBI's taxonomy places the organism in Eukaryota, Metazoa, Chordata, Aves, Passeriformes, Icteridae. The record is from RefSeq and is a predicted model, not a curated record.